AUGGCCCUGCACAGCCACCCACGCUGCCGCCUGCUGGGCAGGGAGGGGCCCGGCCGGCGCUUCGCAGACCGCGCCCUGAACUCCUGGCUGGCGCGUACCUUCCACGCUGUGCACGCCGCGGCGCCGCAGCCCGUGGUCCUCGGGCCCCACGGUCUGCACCACGCCCACCUCUUCCGCGCGCAUGCUGCCGGGCAGGGCCUGGGCCUGCUCUUCCACGCCGCAGAGUAUCCUGCCUACUGCGAGCAGGGGUUCCCCGUCCACCUGGGGUACUGCCAGGCGGGCAGCACCUUGCAGUACAGCCCAGACACCAUGGCCUGGCGCAACUUUGUCUGGUGGGCGGGCGGGAAGUACGGGGGCUCACUGGCGGCGCUGGACACGGGGCCAUCGUCGCCACUCAACCAGCGCCUGGUGUACCCCGGCUUGGAGGCGCUCGGUACGGUGUACGAGGGUAGCUUUGGCGACUGGCUGGCCGAUGUGUACUACAUAUCUUGGUGGGCAGAGAGACGGCGCCAGCAGCGCAUCCUUGUGUCUCUGCCCGGCAUUCCCCAUGCCCCUGCCCGCCGGCGGCGUCCUGAGCUCGGGUGA
Messenger RNA from Auxenochlorella protothecoides, 585 nucleotides. RefSeq lists its product as hypothetical. The transcript has 2 exons. The record is from RefSeq and is a predicted model, not a curated record. NCBI's taxonomy places the organism in Eukaryota, Viridiplantae, Chlorophyta, Trebouxiophyceae, Chlorellales, Chlorellaceae. The coding region runs from base 1 to 585 and encodes 194 amino acids.